GUGAUGGCGGAGGACAGUGAGUCCGCGGCCAGCCAGCAGAGCUUUGACCUGGAUGACCAGGACACCUGCGGUAUAGACGGUGAUAACGAGGACGAAGCGGAGCAUGCCAAGGGGAGCCCUGCUGGGGAUCUAGGAGCCAAAAAAAAGAAGAAGAAACAAAAGCGGAAAAAGGAAAAGCCAAAUUCUGGUGGCACCAAGUCGGACUCUGCCUCUGAUUCUCAAGAAAUAAGGACACAGCAGCCUUCAAAAAAUCCAGCCAUUCCAAUGCAAAAACUGCAAGACAUCCAGAGAGCUAUGGAGCUGCUUUCUGCCUGCCAGGGACCCGCAAAGAACCUUGACGAGGCAAGCAAACGUAAAUACCAGUUUUGGGAUACACAGCCUGUACCCAAACUUAACGAAAUUAUAACAUGUCACGGUCCUAUUGAGGCUGACAAGGACAACAUACGCCAAGAGCCAUACUCCUUGCCUCAGGGAUUUAUGUGGGACACACUGGACUUGAGUAAUGCUGAGGUGCUAAAAGAACUUUACACUUUGCUAAAUGAAAAUUAUGUGGAAGAUGACGAUAAUAUGUUCCGAUUUGACUAUUCCCCGGAGUUUCUACAAUGGGCUUUGCGUCCACCUGGCUGGUUAUCGCAAUGGCACUGCGGUGUUCGGGUUGCCUCCAACAAGAAACUAGUGGGUUUCAUAAGCGCGGUUCCUGCUUCAAUCCGUAUUUAUGAUACUGUAAAGAAAAUGGUAGAAAUCAAUUUCCUGUGUGUCCAUAAAAAGCUGCGAUCGAAGAGAGUGGCUCCUGUGCUUAUCCGUGAAAUAACAAGGAGAGUAAAUCUGGAGGGGAUAUUCCAAGCAGUUUACACAGCAGGAGUUGUUCUUCCAAAGCCCGUGUCAACAUGCAGAUACUGGCAUCGGUCCCUGAAUCCUAGAAAACUGGUAGAAGUGAAGUUUUCUCAUCUAAGUAGAAAUAUGACAUUACAAAGGACAAUGAAGCUUUACAGGCUGCCAGAUGCCAUAAAGACCGCAGGUCUAAGACAAAUGGAAAGGAAGGAUGUUACAAUGGUCCAGCAUUUACUAAACAACUAUCUGAAGCAGUUCAACCUUGCUCCUUUCAUGGAUGAAGAAGAGGUCGAACACUGGUUUCUUCCUCAGGAUCAUAUUAUUGACACCUAUGUUGUAGAGAGUUCAAAUGGGGUUCUAACAGAUUUUCUCAGUUUCUACACAUUACCGUCAACAGUGAUGCACCACCCCAUCCAUAAAACUCUUAAAGCAGCAUAUUCCUUCUACAACAUCCACACAGAAACACCUCUGUUGGACCUAAUGAAUGAUGCACUAAUUAUUGCCAAAUUGAAAGGAUUUGAUGUUUUUAAUGCUCUCGAUUUAAUGGAAAACAAAAUUUUCUUGGAAAAGCUGAAGUUUGGGAUUGGAGAUGGCAAUCUGCAGUAUUAUCUGUAUAACUGGAAGUGUCCAGCCAUGGAAUCUGAAAAGGUCGGCUUGGUGUUGCAGUAAGGAGCACAUUUGCAUUCCAUCUGUAGUCAUGAAGGGACUCGAGUAGCCAAUGUGCAUGAACAAAAAGCACAAAGUACAUGGAAGCAAAUGGAGAGGCAAAGGAAACCUGAAAUAAUGAAGAAAUCUUAGAAUCCUGGCAGAUUCUGGCACCACACAGGCAUGGGACAGAGCCAUCAUUGAUCUUAUUUUUCAUGAAGAACUUGUACAAAAAGAACUAAAGCACAUUCCUUUCACUUAAAAACCUUUUCCUUUGUGGACUGAGUUUCCGGUCUUUAACCCACCAUCAUUUUUAUACAGAAAACUGCAGAAUGCAUGUAAAAUAAAACUCUCUACAUUUGGUUGUAUCUGCAGCAAAAAAAAAAAAAAAAAAAGCAUCAAGACUUUGGUUUUGAGAAUGCCAACAAAUGACUCAUUUUUAAGGUAUUUCUGGCAACUGGAGUUUGAGGAGAGCACUGACAUCAUGAACACUCUAACGCUUUAACAUUUGGAUAUUGCUGCUGUACUCUUCCUGGCAUUGUGCUGCUGGCCCUAUUCAUCAGAACAGGGCAUAGAAUUGUAAUUAGCUUUUUCUAUUUAAGUCACAGUGUUAUAUUGAAACGAUAAACCUGGUAACUGGCUGGGGCUAAUGUUGAUUAUGCCAGAAUGGAAAGGUUUUUUUUUUUUUUUUUUUGGAGGGGUGGGACUGGUGCUUUAAAAGGUCCAUUUGUGUUUAGCUGGCAUGUAGCUUAAUGAAUUGGUUCCCAAAUGUGCUUUCAUCUUUGAGCUAGUGCAUGGUUUCUGGAUCAGAUUUUUAAGGAUUGUCGAGUGCGUAGAAAUUGGUACAAUGGCCUGCUUUCUGUGGGGAUAUCCUGAAAACAUGCAGUGCUUUCUGGAACAUGAGAACCAAUACACCCAUGUAAAUCCAAAACUUCAUUCCAGUUCUGUUGCCAAGAGUCCCAUAUGGAUUUGCCUGUCCACAUUUUCCUGUAACAAAAUAGA
Molecule: messenger RNA, 2478 nt
Organism: Xenopus laevis (African clawed frog)
Lineage: Eukaryota; Metazoa; Chordata; Amphibia; Anura; Pipidae
Gene: nmt2.L
Product: N-myristoyltransferase 2 L homeolog
Cellular component (GO): cytoplasm
Molecular function (GO): glycylpeptide N-tetradecanoyltransferase activity
Source: RefSeq, marked provisional